AGAGCCGUGGGGCCUGACAUAAGGCAAGAUAUACUCUGAGAUGACUCACUGUUCCCUCAGAAAGAAUAGCCCGCCCGUCUGAAAGGAGGUCUGCACCCAGAACUAGGCCCCCUCGAGGUCACCUUGAAGGGUCCGCGGAGGAAUCUGUGUCCCGGUGGCCUUGGGCAGCUGCGUUACUGGAUCGAGAUGACCACAGCCACCCCUUUGGGGGGUACUACCUUCUUCUCCUUGAACGUGACCACCAGAGAAGAAGACUUUCUGUACAAGAGUUCUGGAGCCAUUGUUGCUGCCAUUGUGGUAGUUGUCAUCAUCAUCUUCACUGUGGUUCUGAUCCUGCUGAAGAUGUACAACAGGAAGAUGAGGACCAGGCGGGAGCUGGAGCCCAAGGGGCCCAAGCCAGCCUCCCCAUCUGCCUUGGGCUCAAACAACAACAGCAGCCAACACCCUCCUACUGUGACCUUCAGUCCCGUUGACGUCCACGUGGAGACUCGAUGACCCCACCACCACCACCUUGGUGCUAUCUUGGCCACCGUCCAAAGAGCCUUCUCCAUUCAAGACCCAGAAGCACAUUUCUCCUCCGGCAGCUUCACUGAGUUCCUUCCCGUUCCGGUUGGGUCGACAAGGGGCAUCUCACGCAAGUCCAAACGCUCAAGCAGCCCCAAACCCC
This is a messenger RNA of Lontra canadensis (Northern American river otter), 667 nucleotides long. RefSeq names its product non-compact myelin associated protein (gene NCMAP). The record is from RefSeq and is a predicted model, not a curated record. Gene Ontology annotation, molecular function: structural constituent of myelin sheath. Gene Ontology annotation, biological process: regulation of myelination; peripheral nervous system myelin formation. NCBI's taxonomy places the organism in Eukaryota, Metazoa, Chordata, Mammalia, Carnivora, Mustelidae. Bases 187 to 495 code for a protein of 102 amino acids. Gene Ontology annotation, cellular component: paranode region of axon; plasma membrane; Schmidt-Lanterman incisure. The transcript is spliced from 4 exons.